UACGACAUUGGGUUAGUCUUGUGUGGCUUGUUGUAAGUACGGUACGGCCGCUUGUAGAAAGUGAAAUGUGAAUAUUUUUACUUUUUAAAACCAAACUAAAAUUCCGAUAAGACUGAACCAGUGUACACUUUUUUACGUUGUAGGAUAGAGUUUGUUUACUAAAUACAGUGUUUUGUGCAUUUAAAGGAUAAUAAAAACAAAUUUGUAACGAUGUGGAAAAUAUCAUUCCUGUUUAUUAUAUUACCUCUUAUUGUUAAUGGUGCUUCCGACAACAAUAAUGUUCAAAUGACAAGAACAUCUAUAAAAGUAGCCAGAAAUCUGGAUCCUGAUGCCAUGGAAACGUUGGAAGUGAAAACUCGAACGGGAGACAUCGCUACCAUAGUUGUAAAGAAACGUGAUAGCAGACAACAAUUUACAGAAUCAGCACCCAAACCAAACUUACAGUUGGUAUCAAUGAGUAACGAAAAUACACCUAAAGUACCAGAUCCUGUCGUCAUACGGUCAGAUUCAGUUUAUGUUAAAAAUCAAAAAGACGAAGAAAAAAAAUCCCGAAGUCUUUUUCAUGUGGAUUCCGACGGCAUACCUGUCAUUACCGGAGUUCGAGAACCCGAUGAUGAAAAUGACACUCAGGUUUGGAGAAACGCAAGAGUUAUUAACGGUAUUUUAGUUCCAAAUACAAAUAAAACUAACCAACAUGUGGUAAAAGAAGAGUAUAAGCCAGUUUCUCCAAUGUUCAACGGCGUUUGGCAGGUGUACAGAAAAAAACCUGAGCCAGAAAAGGCUCAACCUAUUUUAAACAAUGAACAGCAACAUUUUACGGCACAACGAGAUUCGUAUGACGAAAAAUAUAUGACAGACAAGAUCCUUGGGUACAUAAAAAAUAUAAACGGAAACAUUUUAGGCAAUGACCGUACAUCCAGGAUGUUGGAGCCGGAGCCAAAAAUGGAAGCUCGUGUGUUACAUGCACCAAGUAUAAGUGUUUUCCCAAAUUCUGCCGCCUAUUCACCAAAAACAGUAUCAAGGUUGUCGUUCGAAGAGAGUGCAAGGACCCCCGUACUACAGUAUGCUCAUCCAGAGUUGGGCGUCCAAGUGGCAAAAUAUGAACCACCUGUUCCUGUUCCUGUUCCUGCAGAGGAAACCCAAAGAGACGGUAGAAGACAACAAGCACUUUCAUAUUUUGGGCAUGAUAUUCAUGCGGAUAGGAGUCCUUACGCAUUUGAGCCUGGCUUAGAAAAAGAAUCUAGAGUUAAACUUCCUAAGAAAUACUCUCCGCAUUAUAGCUUACCCGAAAAACAGGGGAAAUAUGUCCCUAGUUAUUAUACUAACGAUGAAGCAUCGUUUUGGACCCUAAUGAAGAAUAAAAUGAAAACAAGUUUCGAUAAGAUGUCUGAUUUAACAAGACCCGUAGUCGAUCCAUUAGUGGAAGCUACACAUAAAAUAACAGGAAAUUUAGGUUUCGGAAACGGAAACCGCGAACUCACUAAUGUGGUCAAAGAAAAGCUUGGUAUGGUAGCCACGCCAUCGAUCUUGUUACCUGCACUGGGUCUGGUAGCCGGAGGAGCAGCUUUAGGACUAGGUGCAGUAGCAGUAGGAAGGUACCUCGAUUAUGACGUGGUAAGAAUGAGAAAUAAUGAUGAUAUAAUUGAGUUCCAACGAUCAUUAAAUGGAUCAUAUCAACCAAUUUUAAUCCAACCGGCACAAAUAGAAAACAAAACAACUAAAAAUGAAAGAGAAGCUGAACCUAUAAGUAGAAAUAGAAGGUCGUUGUAUUAUAAAAAUGGAAGACCAUAUACAAAUCGUAAACUUAGGAAAGUUAAAUUAACUCUAAAAACACUAUAGUAACUUACACUAUUCCUCGUAACUUUUAUAAUAGUAAAUGAUUAAAUAGUUAAAUAUGUAUAAGAAUAAAAUGUAGUAUAAGCCAUUAAAUUUAGUUAUGUUUAAAUAUAACAGUUGGUACCUAAGUAAUAUUAAAUUUAAAUAGUGGUCAUAAUAAGUAUUUAAGAGAUAUAUAUUACAUUAUUUGAGAUGGGUUAAUUAUAUAUAAAUAACUUAUUUAUUCAUCUGCAAAAAUGUAUUAUCCUAUAUUAAUAUUUAUAAUAUGCAGACAUAUUAAUGUAUACUUUACUGAUUGUUAAUUAUUGUUAUAUUUUGUACUUAAGACCUUAUGGGGCUUAUACUAAUUUAUUAUAUAAUAUAUUGGUAAAACUGUAAUAAAUUUCAUAUUUUAAUCACCACAAAUCUAUAAAAUAUAAAAAGCCAAAUUUAAUCGUAGGUACCUAGGUAAUUUUAAUUUUUAAGCGACUUAUUAUAAUAGGUUAUUACUGAUUGUAUUUAUAUUAUAUUUAAAUAUAUUUAAUUAAAAACACAUUUUGUUAGUUUUACUUUGUAUAUUUUUAAAUUUAAAUUUAUUGUAAUUCAAACAUUUAAUAAAGCUAAUCUAUCAUGAUAGUUAUGUGAAAACUGUUCAACCUUUAAUUUAAGUAAAUUAUAUACAUACAACGAAAGUAAUAUUUAUUCACAGAGGAUGUUACUUUUUCCUUUUUAGUUUAUUUUAACUAUAUUGUAUGCUUAAUGCAUGUAUAGAGCAAGGUUUACAGGCUACAGAAAUUAUAGCAAUAGCUGCAGUUCAGUUUAAACGUAACUUUUUAAAAAUAGCAAUGUACCUAAAUAACAUAUAGGUACUUAAUAAGUAUUUGAUUUAGGUAUUAUUUCUAUAUUACUUAAAUUUUUAAUAAAAAUCAGAUGUUGUUGUUGUAUUACUACUGACAAAAAAAAAAUAUAAUGUAUUUAAUCUAAUAUAAAAUUUAAAUAAUUAAUUGAAUACAAAUGAUGAUUUAAAAA
Messenger RNA from Metopolophium dirhodum (rose-grain aphid), 2844 nucleotides. RefSeq lists its product as uncharacterized. The record is from RefSeq and is a predicted model, not a curated record. Bases 211 to 1839 code for a protein of 542 amino acids. NCBI's taxonomy places the organism in Eukaryota, Metazoa, Arthropoda, Insecta, Hemiptera, Aphididae. The transcript has 3 exons.